Messenger RNA from Botrytis cinerea B05.10, 1664 nucleotides. It is a transcript of the gene Bcsds22, whose product is annotated as Bcsds22. The transcript has 3 exons. Gene Ontology annotation, molecular function: protein binding. NCBI's taxonomy places the organism in Eukaryota, Fungi, Ascomycota, Leotiomycetes, Helotiales, Sclerotiniaceae. The record is from RefSeq and is a predicted model, not a curated record. Bases 387 to 1532 code for a protein of 381 amino acids.
GACCGAGACUGGGUAGAAACAGCGAGUAUCUGUUAGAAGAAGAAUAGAAUUCGAAGAUAAGAGUUUCAUUCACUUGAGAACAUUCAAGCUUCGAGGGCACUUAUUGCUAUUGAUACAGAAAUUAGUGGUAUUCAAAUUACCCAGAGAUCAAACUUCGAGUGUCUAAAGUACCAAUUCCGGUGAUUACCUACAUAAGUCAGCAUAAGUUAAAUUUCUGGCGUCACUCCACUGCAAGCACAACAACAAACAAGCAAACAUACAUACAUACAUACACACACACACACAUUACAUACAUACAUACCCCCCCCAUAAUAGCAAAUUUCAUUCCGACACAGCACGGCAGACUUCGCUGUAUACACUCAUAAGACGAAAUCCAAACGAUCACUAUGUCGAACGAAGAAGAUAAAACGGCGACCAGUCUAUCGCAUAUUUCCAUCAACAAGGAAGACGUCGCAGGACACGAUGCGCAAGAAUCGACCCCUCCACGCAGUAGCAGUGGCUGGGAUGGAAAAUUACGUGUAGAGAAAGAAAAUGGCAAGAAGUUAGAGCUUGCUAACCCGGAAGCUAUAUCUGAUCCUGAAUAUUCAGAUGAGGAGAAUGUGAUGCCGGGAGAAGUUAUUAAUGCAGAUGAAGAUCUCCUUGACGACUAUCCCCUCGAUACCGAAGAAAUCGACCUCGUACACGCACGCAUUUCCUCCAUCCCUUCGCUUCGUCUUUCACGCUUCACCCAAGUCCAACGUCUUUGUCUUCGUCAAAACACGAUCAGUGCAAUCGAAGAUCUCUCUUGUCUCGCAUCUACCCUCACCGACCUCGAUUUAUACGAUAACCUAAUCGCGCAUAUCCGGGGGCUCGAAGAUCUCAUCAACCUCACUUCCCUCGACCUCUCCUUUAACAAAUUAAAACACAUCAAGAAACUAAACCACCUCACUUCCCUCACCGACCUCUAUUUUGUGCAGAACAAAAUAACCACCAUUGAGAACCUCGAAGGUCUCUCCAAGCUACGCAACUUAGAACUUGCCGCAAACCGAAUUCGGGAAAUUCAAGGUUUAGACACUUUAACAGGAUUAGAGGAACUAUGGUUGGGCAAGAACAAAAUCACCGAGAUGAAGAACCUAGACGCAUUGCAAAAUUUGAAGAUUUUGAGUAUACAAAGUAAUCGCAUUCGAGAUAUCACGGGUUUGGACAAACUUUCCGGCCUGGAAGAAUUAUAUAUCUCGCACAAUGCCUUGAGUUCACUCUCGGGUCUGGAAUCUUGUUCUCAGCUGCGCGUGCUGGAUAUUUCUAAUAAUGAAGUAUCAUCUUUGAAGGGGUUGGAGGGGCUAAAGGAGUUGGAAGAGGUCUGGGCUAGUUAUAAUAAAAUCGCAGACUUCAACGAUGUGGAGGAACAUUUGAAGGACAAGGAAAAGUUGAAUACGGUCUAUUUUGAGGGGAAUCCUUUGCAGUUGAAAGGGCCAGCCUUAUAUCGAAAUAAGGUUCGCUUGGCGUUACCACAGGUUAUGCAGAUUGACGCUACUUUUGUUAGGGUGUCAUAGAAUAUGCGUUAUACAGGCAGGAGGUUGGCAUGUAUAAAUGAAAGAUGGUCAGAAGGUUAUAUGUGCAUAUACACGGCAUAAAGAUGUUAUAGCAUGGCGAAGGAGUUCUUGGUGGGAAUUAAUGGGUAUUCA